Funneliformis caledonium is the source of this 408-nucleotide messenger RNA. Lineage: Eukaryota; Fungi; Glomeromycota; Glomeromycetes; Glomerales; Glomeraceae. The record is from the annotation of a GenBank genome assembly.
AUGUCUGCCUCUGCUGGGGUGAGUCUAAUAUAUUCUUUUCAUUGUAUCUGUCCUUUACAAGCUUUCUAUAUUCGCUGUUCUAAUUGCAAACGUCGUUUUCGCAUUGUUCUUGUAGCCGUCUGGAACUGCUACCCCUUUCGGAAUCUGGUACAAAUAACUGGUCGUACUUUGAAGAUGUUAAAGGGUUUCUCUGGAGAAUAUGUCAGCGAAUUGCUGGACGCUAACUGGGAAAAAGAAGGCAAAGAAGCAAUACUUUCUGCCGCGUCUCUACUGAAAUUUCACGUCAAAGACCCUGACGCUAACCAGAACAUCGAUCUCGACGAGAAUUUUUUGGAGACAAAUACCAACAUUUGUAUCAAGAUUUGGAAUCAACAGGAGGAAUCCAAUCAUCGUUCCGCUACCAGAUGA